Messenger RNA from Durusdinium trenchii, 2682 nucleotides. The record is from the annotation of a GenBank genome assembly. NCBI's taxonomy places the organism in Eukaryota, Dinophyceae, Suessiales, Symbiodiniaceae.
AUGAGCUACAAAUGUGCUCCCGAAGACCGACACUUCAAGGCUCGAAAAGCACUGCUGGAGACCUACAGCAAUUGGCCCUGCGAGGUCACAGAAAACGAGGUCCUUUGGUGGGCUUCCACCAAUGAGGUCCCGGUCGACGUGAUGGAGUUCCUGGAGUUUUUGGUCGAAGAAUACGACGAUGUCUUCGAGGCCUUCGAUGAGAUCAAACGCCCGACUGCGACCAUCCUGACUCUUCGGGAUUUCGAGCAGGGCUUGAGGCGCUUGAAGUGCACCAAGUUCCAGGGCCGUCGUGAGAUGGAGCAGAUCACCGGUGUCUUUCGCUAUUUGGACCCCAGUGGAGAGGGCCAAGUCUCUCGCAAUGAGUGGGGCAUGUUGGAGCUUCUGCACAAAAAGAUGGUGUAUUCGAUCAAGGAAUUCGUCCAUUUCUGCCAGCGUUCCUUUGGGAAUGACUUGAAUGCCGCUUGGGCGGUCUUCGACAUCAAUGGGGACAACUACAUCUCAGAAGAGGAGUGGAGCAGCGUAGCUCGAUCAUGCUCAUAUUUUGGGCCCAUCUUGCCGAUCUUCCGCUUCCUGGACAAGGAUGACGAGGGCAACAUCUCCUUUGAAGAAUUCGAGGAGUUGCAGAAAUUCCACGAUCCUCCCAAGCCGGAUCUUAAGGCCAUGGAGGAGGCUCGUGAGAUGCUUGUGAGGCAUGGCAGCCUCAUGCGGGAGCUUUUGCCGACACGUCUCCGACUCCGUGCACAUCUCAAGCGAGCGCGACACGCCGGCGAAGGUGGCCGGCCACGGCCCAUGCUGGAUGAGGCGACACUGGCGAGCAUACAAAAGGCCAUCCCUAGAAGUUCCUCCACGAUCGGCACGCGAGUCGUGAAUGCUGUGGACCGCCUUCUGGCCUCGCAUCAAGUGAAGCCACGACGGGUAACCAUGAUGAAGGUCAACCACUACAAGGAGGGCCUUCGGGAGUUGAUCUGCGACGUGGAGAUUCCGGAGACGGUGUCGCCGGUGGGCCUUCAACGAGCUCUACAGGUCUCCCUGGAGGGGGCCGAAGGGUCGAGUUUGCUCCAUGCGUUGCGAAUGGCCUGCGCUCAAGUGAGCACUCUCGAAGUGGAAGUCAGGCCCUCGACCGAGCGGCUGGUGAGCAACCUGCGGAUGGCCAUCCCCUCCACCGGCAUCAACGCGCGGCGGGCGGACACCGUCAUGGAGGCCGCUCUGAAACGCAGCCGAGUCUACAAGGGCUUGUUGGACUCCCCUGGCAUGGCAGGGCUGGUCGCCAGGCCAAGCAAAUGCCUUUGUGGGGGUCAGCUCGUGCCUCACCUGCCAGAGACCCGACGCGAUCCUCCGUGGCAUGGAGUGAAGGAACUCUCUGGACUCCUAGCUCUAGCAGGGGCUGCACACAAGCAGUUGAAGGAAGCCUUGGCGCCCGGCAGCAGCUGGGCCAAAGGCGUUUGGGGCGACCAGGUUGCCCGCACGCAUGGUUGCCGGACUUUCAAGGGAAGCACCACGCUUCUGCCCAAGGGAAGCUUCUUCGAUCCAGGUGUCAAGAAGAGGGAAAAGCUGUCCGAGGAUUUGCUGUUGGCCCAGCGCGUUUACGAACAGCAGGAUACGGCGGCCCACGACCUCUUGGCCUCUGAAGUGCAUGUCCAUUUCGAUUCCUUGAGUGAUCUCUGUGAGGCCUGGGACAUUUUAGAAAGCAAGAUGGAGGUUGUUUGGGUGAAGAAUAGGUUUGGAGAACCGGACUUCUUUGGAUAUCCCUGUGUGCAGAUUGGUGUUGAACAGCAGGUCCAAGAUCCUCGCUACAGCAGCAAGGAGUGCAUCCUUUCCUACAUUAGCCAGAUCACCUUGCACUACGUGCCUCUCUUUGAGGCAAAGACAAGUCCAACUGCGCGAAGACUUCGGGAGGAGCUGCAAGAAGCUCUGGCGAAGUGCGGCAUCAACGGGAGCACCGUCCACUUGGCUGAGGCUGUGGUGGCAGAUUCAGCCGACUGCACGCGCAUUCAAAUGCGGAGAAGCGCCAUUGCAGAAGUUGAGCGUGUUUUGGCCUUUCUGGAGAGGUAUGCCAUGCAGCUGGAAGAAGAGGAGCGUCGCCCCGCUUCGGCCCUCUUCUGGGACGCUGUGACGGUGGCGGAAAGCUUCGGUUGUUCCCGCUCGGAGAUUCUGAAUGGGCUCUCCAGACACAUGUCGGUGCUGGUGAAGGCAACACUGGGCAUCACGCUUCACCAAGUUUUUCAGGAUGCCCCUCAGCCACCGGAAACGCAGGCGCCACGGCGGCCAGUGCUAACCAGGAUCACCGCGAGAGUUAGCUCCCUGAAGGUGGAGAGCGUGCAGUUCCACUUCAAGGAUGGACUUCAGAAGGCCUUUUCCGCACGCCUCUUGCUGGGAGAUGUUCCAUCAGAGAGUACAAAGCAAACGGAGGUCAGCUACGAUCUGGAUGGCGAUUAUAUCGUGGCAGUUGAGCAGGGCGCUGUGGGGCACAGCGGAAGCCUGGGAGUCCAGUUGCUCUUUUUCACCGCGAAGGGUCAGGUGCUGACCGUCGCUGGACGAAAACACGAAGCACCACCAAGCAGGGUUCGUUUUGAAGUCCACCCCGCUGAGCAAGUCGUCGGGUUAGAGGUGGAGUUCGGCCGCAUUGUCGGGAUUCAAAGCGCUUUGAUCCCAGUGGAUAGUGACCUUGAGGUCAACAGCUGA